Molecule: messenger RNA, 6142 nt
Organism: Onychostoma macrolepis
Lineage: Eukaryota; Metazoa; Chordata; Actinopteri; Cypriniformes; Cyprinidae
Gene: cdh18a
Product: cadherin 18, type 2a
Exons: 12
Coding region: 393-2780 (795 amino acids)
Biological process (GO): adherens junction organization; homophilic cell-cell adhesion; multicellular organism development
Cellular component (GO): catenin complex; plasma membrane; adherens junction
Molecular function (GO): calcium ion binding; cadherin binding
Source: RefSeq, a predicted model, not a curated record
GCACUUGAUUGUGGCCGCAUGUGAUUCUUCAAAGCUCUGUCUCACUUUUCUAGUGAACAAACAGCACAGCAAGUGCAGCUGUUGAAAGCCCUUGUGGCUGAUUCUUUAGUGCUUCUUGAUUGCCUUGAGAAAAAUGGACUAUGUUUCGUGGAUAUCUGCCAUUGCCUCCAGUGAGUCUCCAGUGGACGCCAGCUCCCCAACGAAUCAACACGUCUCGCUCUCGGCCCAUGAUGUGAGUGCCGCCCGACGGGUCUCAGCGACAACAGGAUUUUAAACCAUGGCCGUCAGCCAAGCCCUGCGAACUGGUCCGAUCGGCGUCUAGAGCCGCCCACCACAAGAGAGAGACCUCUGGGUGAGCGAGAGCGGGAGUUCAAACGUUGCGACUCUUUAACAUGAGAGCAGCCAGCAGCCCUGCCUGUCUGUCCCCUCUGCUGCUGUGCCUAUGUGUGCUCCAGAGGAGCUAUGGGACCCCUUCUCCACCCAGCCCCACAUUCACCCACAACCAGACCAAACUGCCCGACGGCGACAAGGACUCACAUCACCGGCCCAAGCGAGGCUGGAUCUGGAAUCAGUUCUUCGUUUUGGAAGAGCACAUUGGGCCGGAUGCCCAGUAUGUGGGGAAGUUACACUCAAACUCAGACAAAGGUGAUGGCUCCAUCCAAUAUCUACUCUCCGGAGAAGGUGCCGGUAGCAUAUUCACAAUCAACGAGUUAACAGGCGACAUUCAUGCAAAGAAAAGCCUGGACAGAGAAAAUAAGAGCCAUUAUGUCCUCCAUGCUCGGGCUGUCGACCGCUUCACCAACAGAGCCGUGGAACCCGAGUCCGAAUUCAUCAUCAAGGUCCAGGAUGUGAACGACAACGCCCCCAAAUUCCCAGAUGGCCCCUUUUCAGCCUCCGUGCCUGAGAUGGCAGACAUCGGAACAUCAGUAUUCCAGAUCACUGCCACAGACGCCGACGAUCCCACCUACGGAAACAGCGCCAAGAUCGUCUACAGCAUUCUCCAAGGGCAGCCUUUCUUCACAGUUGACCCCAAAACUGGUGUCAUCAGGACAGCUUUGCCGAACAUGGACAGAGAAACUAGAGAGAUGUACUCAGUCAUCAUCCAAGCCAAAGACAUGGCCGGCUCUGUCGGGGGUCUGUCCGGAUCCACGACAGUCAACAUCUCACUGACCGACGUCAACGACAAUCCACCACGAUUCCCUCAAAAGAACUAUCAGCUGUACGUGCCAGAAUCUGCUCAGGUAGGGAAAGCAGUUGGUAAAAUCAAAGCGAAUGAUGAAGACCUUGGCGUCAACGCUGAGAUGACAUACAGAAUUACCAAUGAAGAAGGAGCUGCCAUGUUUUCCAUCUCUACAGACAGUGACAAGAGAGAAGGAAUCAUCUCCCUCAGAAAGCCUCUGGACUAUGAGAAGAAGAAGGCUUACUCUUUGAACAUAGAAGGUGUCAACACCCAUCUGGAUCCUCGUUUUUCUUACCUGGGUCCUUUCAAAGACACCACCACGCUCAAGCUUAUCAUUGGGGAUGUUGACGAAGCUCCGGUGUUUACUAUGGACUACUAUAUCAUGGAUGUGUAUGAAAAUGCUCCGGCUGGGACAGAGGUUGGCAUGGUAACUGCUCAAGACCCGGACAGCACAAGAAGCAAAGUCAGGUAUUCCAUCGACCAAAAUGCAGAAGGUGAUGCACUUUUCACCAUCGAUGUUGACAGUGGACUCAUUACAACCACCAGGAGACUAGACCGAGAGGAGGUAGCCUGGCACAACAUCACAGUGAUGGCUUCAGAGAUUGACAAUCCAAAUCUGGUGAGCUAUGUACCAGUCACAGUCCAGGUCUUGGAUGUCAAUGACAAUGCCCCCUAUAUUGCCACAGACAGCGCUCUGGUUGUGUGUGAAGGCUCCAAGGCAGGCCAGGUCAUUCAGACCAUCAGGGCCACAGACAAGGACAACUUCGCCAAUGGCCGGUUCACUUUCGCUCUACCAGAAGACCUUCCAGUGAAUCCAAACUUCACUCUGAAGGACAAUGAAGAUAGCAGCGCGAGCGUGUUGGCGCGCAGGCAAGGCUUCAGCCAGGCAGAACAGGAGCUGUACCAGCUGCCCGUGGUUGUGUGGGAUGGAGGAGAGCCCGUCCUCAGCAGCACCAGCACGCUUACACUCAGGGUGUGUCCGUGCCAGCGCGGGGCCAGGACGCCAGUGUGCAGGGCUCAAGCCUUCCUGUCUUCAGCCGGUCUCAGCACCGGAGCCCUCAUUGCCAUCCUACUGUGUGUGCUCAUCCUCUUGGCCAUCGUGGUUCUGUUUGUCACUCUGCGUAGCAAGAAGAGCAAAAAGGAGCCUCUGAUCAUCUCGGCGGAGGAUAUCAGAGAGAACGUAGUCACGUACGAUGACGAGGGAGGAGGGGAGGAAGACACAGAAGCCUUUGACAUAGCGGCGUUGAGGAACCCCGCGGCAGCCGAGGAGAUGAGGAUGAGGAAGGACCUGCAGUCAGAGGUGUGGAGAGCAAUGGGGACCGAGGGACUGAGCCCAGCUUUGACCUUACCAGACGAGGACAUCCAUGAGGUGAUUAAGCUCAAGGUGGUCGAGGCCAACCGGGACACGAGCGGCCCUCCGUACGAUUCUCUGCAGACUUACGCUUACGAGGGCCGCGGCUCCCCGUCCGGCUCCAUCAGCUCUCUGGACCUGCCGGAGCCCCAGACGGAGCUGGACCUCAGUGAGGUAGACAACUGGGGCCCUGAGGUACAAAUACUGAACAGGGCGUUUCAAGAGAAAGGCCAGCAGCACGUCCCAUAAUGGCUGCGCAUGUUCUGUAAACCAGAAGUUGUGUGUUGUUUCCCUGAUGUCUGGUCAAAUGGGACUGCAGUGAAGACUGAAGUUUUUUUUUUUUUUUGUCAUCCAGUUUUGCUGUGGGAUUAUUUGACUGUUGUUUUUCACUGGCCUCUACAAGUGGAAGUUGAUUUUUGAAGAAAAAGUUUAAAAUUGAGAAAAAAAUGAGAACUCAUAAAGGAAGCUAUUUUCCCUGGUGUAUAUUUUCUAUUGCUUAAUAAAAUUCAUUAUUCCAGAUAAAUAAUGCGUGCCUCUAUUGCAUCUUCGUCCAUUUCCAGCAGCUACAAAAGCGUCCGAUUCAAUCUCCCGGCUGGUUUAGGAUGACAUCUUUCAUUCUAAACUGAUAAUUUCCCUUCUCGAAAUAGAAACUUGAUUUCUGUUUUCACAGCCUGUAGUGUUUAAGUUUCACCUAAUAUUUAUACCAGAUCGACAUUGAACAUAGAGUGUGCAACAUUUAGUAUAAAUCACCUCUGUCAAAAGCAAGAAAAUAACUUAUUAUAAUUCUCAUGAGCAGAGACUGUUUUAAUUGGAUAACAACGGCAUUCUGUGAAAGAUAAUUGGAUUCAAAUGCUUGAGUGGGCACCUUUUAUUACUUUCCUAGGACUUAUAAAUCAACUGUGAAAAGUCUGUGUUGCAAUCCAGUCCUGAUCAAUUCCCACGAGCCUCACAACAUGCAGAUAAAGAGCCCACGGACUGCUUUAAUAGCCACCGUAAUGAUGAUGAUGACUUCAGAGCGUCAACACGACGGCGUCUUUUACUGAUCUAAACGCGCUCGGCUGUCACAAGUAGUGUUGGAUUGUUUAGGAGGAUGACUUUUUGAAUACUGAGGGAGCUUCAAAAGUGGGAUCAUUUCCUCUGACAAUAGCAUUAGCUAAUUAGUAAGCCUAGUCCGGAAACAUACCUACUGACAGAUACAUCAAUGAUUUUAAAGAGACAGAUUGUUAAAAUGAUGACAGGAGGAAAUCCGUGUUUUUGACAGGUCUCGCUUCCUCCGUUUUCUCCUAAUGGGUUAAAUGUACUUAAAUUAUUGGAGGAAACUUAUUUCUCCCAAAUGAAUUCUCUGAAAGUUCACCUAUGUGGUGUUCUACUAGUCUUAAAUACUGAUCUUAACCAUUUAAGUCAACAAGUCGCAACUAGACUUAAAGCAGCUUUAUGUAGACUUGUGUAUUUUUGUGACUUUGGAGCCCAUUACAGUUAAGUGAUCGAAAUUCGCUAUCAUAAAUAUAUCACUGUCAUUAUCACAGUGGAUAUCUGUACACAUGCAUUUGUUUCCUCCAUAAAGCAAUUCCAUAAAGCAACCUUACUCCCAGAACAGACAUUCCGGGCCUUAUUAGAAGUCAGUGUACAGUAUCAUCAGAAUGAUUUAAAAGCUGUUAUUUCAAGGUUAAAUACAUAAGUAAAUGAAUAAAUCUUUCAUACAGUUGAUUUAACUCCGAUUUGUGAUUAAAAAGAUCAUUAAGUACAACUGAAAUGAGUGUUUAUGCAUUUAGAAUUUUACAUUCAGAUAUUUAUGUGAUAAACGAAAACAUAAGUAAAAUAUUCUUAUUAUAAAUUCAAAAUAUGUUUUAUAUAUAUAUUAAUAAUGUAUGCAUAUGGGAAGAAAUCAACAGAGCCCAAGUUCACCAGAGGAAAGCUUAUCAUCCUAACAGCGAAUUCUCUCAAAACUUGAUUCUUGACUGUAAUGAAACAACAUCAACAUAAUUAAAAAACUACUAAAUGUCCACAUAAUCUGCUUUGCUUUGACCAAUGAUGCAUAAUUAAAUUAUUCAAGUAGAAGUGCUCAUGGGUAUUCCCCUGGGCUCAGUUUUAUACUUGAUUGUUUUAAGUUACUAGGAUUUAAAUUCUUAAUUUGAUGGACUUUGAAGCCAAAGAAGUUUCAGAAACAUAAAUAUUUGUGGUAUUACUGCAAAAUGUGCCAUAUCAAAGCUGUUCAGUUAGGACAACCUACCUAUUUACAGCAUAGAGUAUGCAUUUGAAUGAACUACAUUCGAUUGUCUUUGAACAUUGUAAUUGUUCUUUAAAAGUCAGACAAUUACACAGCUUAAACUAAUAGCAAGAAUGAUGCUAGUGCCUGUAUCUUUAAUAUUACAUGACCAUGUGAUGAUUGGUCUUCUGACCAUGUGUAUUGUAAGCUUUAUAAUUUGCCCACGAAAAGAAAACCUCACACUGGCACAGCCAGCAAAAAGUCACGGUAUUUAAGAAUCUGACAUUUAAUUGCCCAACAUAACUGUAAUGAUAAUAACUGCAUAAUUGCUCUUAUUUUUGCUUGAUACCUCAGGCUUUAUUCUUGACUGAUCUGGCUGUUUAUAAAUCAACAGUCAAAGUUAUAUAUAAUUAUGUUAAAGUUUUUUGUCUGCACCAAAGCACCCACAAUAAAAACAACUCAUGCACAUCACACCCAAUCCACCAGCGCAUUUUUCUUCCUGUUUCAUCCUUCAGUGUUGAUUGAUAAUUUGUUGUUUUUGUUUGCACUGAAGAAGUGGCUAUUUUGUUGUUAAUGAUGAUGAUGGCAGUGGCGGUGAUGAUCUAGACUGUUGAUUAGCCUCAUUGCAGAAAUUGACUUUUCCUACACAAUCUGGCAGCUCAUCAACGCUCUGACCCUGAUUAUUGUGAGCCGAAUACAUCAUUAUCAGGCGACCAAAAGCAGAUAAAACAUUUUAAGACAAUCUGAAGUGGGGUGAAAUGGGUCUGGAUUUUUAGUAACUGACCUGUUCAAUUUAGGUGAUUGACACUGGAUGAAGUACACAUAGAUUGCCAUGUCACUUCUGAUUUUUCUUUUCAACUCAAUGCAAAUUUACAAAGUGUAGCAAUUCCCCACAUUGUUCAAAGCAUGAAAGGUAAUAAUUCAGGUAUUGUAAGAGACUGGUCCACUCAAAAUGUAUAAUAAUAUCAAAAAAUAAUAACAUUCAAGACUUGGACUGCACUUUUGAGGACUUGACUUUGUGGCUAUUACUUGGACUCAAUCUGUUGACUCCUUUCUUCACAGACUAGUUUUGACAUGUUUGUCUGAUGGGUGCAGCGAGCAACAGUUUGGUAAGAAAGAAUCAAAUGUAUGUGAGGAAACAAUCCCAGAGAUCCUUGUUAUGAAACUGAAACCAGUGAAAAUACAUCAAGUAACUCUGUAUCUAGGUUAGCAUCAAAAAUGAAUUGCUUUUAGCAAAAGACGUUAUGACUGUAGUCAAUUUGGACCAUCUAUCUAUCUAUCUAAAUACCCAAUCAGUCCCUGACGGAUGGAAGCCUCCCAUUACAUUUUUUUAUGUAAAUUUUAAUGUAAAAUAUUAUUUUCUGGAUUGAAUAUUCUGCAUUCAAAAAAAGAGCCACAUAUGGAA